GGCUCAUAGUGUUAUGUUGACUUGUUAAUUGUUGGAGCAUCCGUGUUUCAUUAGAGUUAUCCUAUGUUAGUGUUUGUAAAGUUGUAACCUUAUUUUGUCAGUGUAUUUUGGAAGUUACAUUUGAUUUGCAGAGUUUUAAAACCCCGGAAGUGCAAGCAAGUCGAAUUCACAACACAAGUACUAGCGCAGGGGCCUAGUCUAGAUGAUGACGUUAGCACAUCGGAGAAACCAUUCACUUCGGUUCGAGACUGAAUUCGAUGAAAACCAACCAUACUUCGUCCAAUCUAUGGACGAAGAGGAAUUUUACGAAUCAACAACACCUAGUGAAGACAUAUGGAAGAAGUUUCAGUUGUUGCCUACCCCUCCUAGGAGUCCAGGAAGGGAUGAAAUCGAUGAUGGUUUUAGCCCCCUCAUCACGGAUACAAUCACAUCUUUUCACCCAGCUAUCACCGAACAGUUACGUCUUGUUUCCGAGUCUUUGGAUGACGGGCUUGCAAGCCCAGCACCACCGACUAUUUUUGUUGGAGAUAUAAAUUCAAAUUUAAUUCAAGAUUGUAUGUGGAGUGGUUUAAUUGAAACAUCAUUGGACUCCGAAAAAGACAUAUCGACGCCGAGCAAAACAGUUUUAUCAAAGGAUAAAUCUCUCCCUUCCAAAUUCCCAGUGACCAAAUCAAGCAAAGUACCAUCUUCUACUACAGCAGAGUAUGGAACAGGGGAGUGUGUAGACCCAACAGCAGUUUUCCCAUACCCUUUGAGUGACCGAAUGGACUUGUCACCAGAGACACCAUCCGACUCUGAGGAAGAGAUAGACGUUGUCAGUGUCAGUGAGAAACAACAAAAAGUUAGUGAAAUCACCAAGAUACGUAUUACCCACAAUUACUCGGCUCCAUACUCAGCAAGCUUGAAACGCAAGUCUGGACUAAAUUUAUCGCUAAAUACAUCGUCAAAGAAGUCGAAAACCGAGGCUAACAUUGAAGAAGUGAAGCGGGUUUUACAGAGCAUCAAAACGCCGUCAUCACACUCUAGUAGUCGAUCAAGCAGCAAAUACAGUAGUCGACAGAACAGCCGGACAGGUAGCCGGAACAGUAGCCGGGCAUCUUCUGACUCGGAAGAUAUAGACAAAAGAGCAUCGCACAAUGUUCUUGAGCGAAAACGAAGGACUGAUCUGAAAAAUAGUUUUAUGCGUUUGCGUGAUAACAUUCCAGAACUUGAGUGCCAGGAACGGGCCGCAAAAGUUGUUAUUUUGAAAAAAGCUGUUGAUUAUGUUGAGGAACUGCAAAGUGAUGAAAGCAGCUUGCAAGAAGAGGAGCGAAUUCUUAGACGGCGGAAUUUAAUGUUAUUACAAAAGUUGCGGACUUUACGGGAAGAUGUGCUGGACCUAUAAACUAAUGAUUGUUUUGGUUUUUAAAAGAAGGAAGUGGAAAGUUUUAAAUUGUUUUGUUAGCAGUGAAACGAUGGCAAUAUGUACAGGAAAGGGUCUUUGUAGCGUUUGUAAAUUGAACAGAUUUUGUUAGAGUUCUUGUGUACAGUUAUACAUAUAAAUAUAUAUAUUUUCUUUUUUUAUAUUGCCCAUUCUAAAAAAGAUUUUCUUUGUACAUUAAAAACUGUAUAUACUUUGUUAAAAUAAGAGAUUUUUUAUAUACAGUACAGUAUGUUAGUUUCUUGUGUGGUGUAUAUAAACAUCAAAGACUUUGUCAUUGUAGAUUAUUCAAGCCAAUCUUCCAUAUAUAUAUUCACUAAUUUCUGCUAAGAAAAACAUUUUAAAAAAGAUUCCUCUUUUUCAAAGGAACCAAAAAUAUUUUUCAACACUGCCACCUAUUAAAAGUAAAAGCUUAAUAAGAAUAAAAAGUAGAAAAUCUGGACUUUAUUCAUACCUGUAUCCAAUCUUAAAUUGUAUGACAGUACAAAAAAGAAUGCAAGACUAUAAAGCAUUUAUCUAGUUCACAAUACAAAUAGUCUUAUAAUGGUUAACAAAAUGUAAGACCUGUUCCAUUGUAAAUAAAAUUUAAAACCCAUCUUUAUAUCACUCCUUUGUUCCUUUGUUAUACUUUUGUUUAAAAUAUACCUAGAAAAUAAUGGUUGCGUCCUAAUUACCAUAUCUCCCGCCAAAAGUAAUCACGUGAAAGGUCACCGUGUCUAAGUUCCUAAUUGGAUAUGUAUGAGCUGUCUAGUCGAUAGGUCAGGAAUGUACAGGCUAUAUUGAUAUAACAAAUUGGAAACACCCUCGAAAGGGUAAGCCUCAGACCGUUCCAUUAUCCUAGAAGGGAUGAUUUACUUAAUUGCAAUGUUUGUAUAUUGUAAAUAAAAACUGGUGAUUUUGUUUUCAACUUGUACCUACCUCUGGUUUGGUUGAUGUAUGGUUUGUGAGGCGAUUUUAGUAUGUGUGAUUUUUUAGCAAAGCGAUUUUGACUCGUAUACAGUAAUAUAGAAAUAGAUGAUUUUGGACAUGGUUGAUGUCAGAUUAGAUGCAACAACAUUAAUUAUUUGAGUACGUUAAUCCAUGAAUGCAGCUGGAAAUGCCAACAGUUUGGUUUGCAUAAAUACCCAUUUUACAUUUUAUUAUGCCUGUAUUCUUUGAAAUUUAAGUAAUGUUUUUUUUUGAGAAAUAAUUAUAUUUUUGAAAUUAAAUUUAAGGUACAUUGCAACUCUGAAUAUGUUGUGUCUGUAUGUCAUUAAUAUUUGGCUAGUCACAACAUUCGCUUCAGAAUUUAAAUUUGUGUAAUUACAUAUCACUUCAUGUGAUUCUGUAGCAUUAAUUGUGUACUAUUUUAAAAAUUGUCAUUGUUUUAUGUAUACUAAUGAGAUAUAUUUUUCAUCCAUUUUUAUCAGUUGCUCUGUGUUGCAUAUAUCAAGAAUUGUGAACUUAAUUUUUCUUCAGAAAAAGACCAAAUUUAAAUUUCCCAAAAGUAGUAUGUUUUAAAGUUGCCUUUUUGACAAAAAAAAAAUGCAAUGAGAUAUGAUUUUUUUUUAUCGAGAAAUAAUGAAAAAUAUUAGUAAUUGGUGUUAUAUUUUACAUUUCCUAUCUUAACCUGGAUUUUAAGAUUUCUACCUCAGUUGGAGAAAAUCAGGUAAUAGAAAAGGAAAGCAAAGCAAAAAAUGUUUAUCUUUGCAUUUUGGAAAAGAAGUUUCAAUAUGUUAUUCAAAUGUUUUGUUUCUGUAAUUGGUUUGAAAGGAAAAAUUGUAGCUAAUUUAAAUUUUAGGUCACAUGAUUAAAUUAUGACGUCAGAGAAUCGUUAACAAAUUUUCAGUUAAACCCUAACCUUGAGGAAAAAAAAUGUUCCAAAUUGUAUCUGUUUUGGUCUUUUGAUAUGAUGUAUCAAUUGGUAUCGAUAGAUUUUGUAUCAAUCUAUUGAUAUUAAUCAAUUUAUAUCAAUGAUUGCUAUUGAUUAUUGAUAAGCAUUACCUAUCUGUUUGAUGUAUUUAAGGUUUAAAGCUUUCGUAUUAUAGAUACUUGCAACCGUGUUUUGUUUAAUUGUUUAUGCAUUAAGCAAGUUCAGUCUUCCAAUCAUUGUAACUUCUUUUUUGUAAGAAAAAUUUAUAGAAAAACAUGAUUUUUUUGCAUAAGUAGGCAUAUUAAUAAAAUGUUAAAAGAAUCAAUAUA
Anneissia japonica is the source of this 3601-nucleotide messenger RNA. Its product is annotated as myc protein-like. Gene Ontology annotation, molecular function: RNA polymerase II cis-regulatory region sequence-specific DNA binding; protein dimerization activity; DNA-binding transcription factor activity, RNA polymerase II-specific. Gene Ontology annotation, biological process: regulation of transcription by RNA polymerase II. The transcript is spliced from 3 exons. The coding region runs from base 203 to 1384 and encodes 393 amino acids. The record is from RefSeq and is a predicted model, not a curated record. NCBI's taxonomy places the organism in Eukaryota, Metazoa, Echinodermata, Crinoidea, Comatulida, Comatulidae.